AUGCCCAGGGAAAUCUGCUGGGUGCCAGUGGUCUUGGACCUGGCCAUGACCAACAAGGCCUUUAAAUUCCAUCAUAUGACCUAUCCAGUAUUUGGUGGCCUGGAAGACAUGGACUCUAGCAAUGAAAAUGUGCAGCAGGCUGUGGACUUUGCCCUCCGUGAGUACAACAAGGACAACAAUGAUUUGAACCUGAGCCACCUGGUGCAUGUGGUGCGCUCCUGUGAGCAGUUGGUGGCCGGCAUGAACUACUACUUGGAUAUGGAGAUUGGCAGAACCAUCUGUCCCAAGGACCAGCCGACCCAGGAUGACUGUCCACUCAGUGAGGAGGAACCAACACAGUUCUGCUCCUUUGUGGUCUACUCCAUACCCUGGGAGCACUACAUGGCCCUGACAGACUCCAGCUGUCACAGCACCUGA
Octodon degus (degu) is the source of this 417-nucleotide messenger RNA. Its product is annotated as cystatin-C-like. NCBI's taxonomy places the organism in Eukaryota, Metazoa, Chordata, Mammalia, Rodentia, Octodontidae. The record is from RefSeq and is a predicted model, not a curated record. Gene Ontology annotation, molecular function: cysteine-type endopeptidase inhibitor activity. The transcript is spliced from 4 exons. Bases 1 to 417 code for a protein of 138 amino acids.